Messenger RNA from Poecilia reticulata (guppy), 2319 nucleotides. The record is from RefSeq and is a predicted model, not a curated record. NCBI's taxonomy places the organism in Eukaryota, Metazoa, Chordata, Actinopteri, Cyprinodontiformes, Poeciliidae.
CAGGCCCUGAACCAGCAGCCAUGCCUGUACACGGUGUGUGUAAGAACAUCAUGAGCGCUCGGCAGAAGGACCGCGGCUACGGGACGUCGCAGAACCCGGAUCGGUUCCAGCAGCAGGACUACCUGCAGCUGAAACAGAUCCUCCUGACCCAAAACAAGCUGUUCAGAGACGAGGCGUUCCCUCCAGACCAGCGCUCCAUCGGCCAGGGCAAGCUGGAGCCGGCGCAGCUGGCCCAAGUGCAGUGGCUCAGACCAAGAGACAUUGUGACCAAUCCGUUCUUCAUCCUCGAUGGCGUYUCCAGGUUCGACUUCGGUCAGGGACAAGUUGGAAACUGCUGGUUCCUGGCGUCUCUCGGAGCGCUGACCUUCCACAAAGAGAUCUUCAAGCUGAUUGUUCCUCUGGACCAGACCUGCCUGGGGAAGGACUACUGUGGGCUGUUUCACUUCAGGUUCUGGAGGUUUGGGAAGUGGGUGGAUGUGGUGAUUGACGACAAGCUGCCGACAGUCAGCAGGAAACCCAUCUUUGCCCGUUCCAAAGACGAGUGUGAGUUCUGGCCCGCUUUGAUUGAGAAGGCCUACGCCAAGGUUUGUGGAUCCUAUGCGGAUAUGACGUCUGGGACUCCAGCAGAGGCCAUGAGGGAUUUCACCGGCGGUGUCCACAUGUGCAUCCAGCUGUCAGAUCCUUCCCCUAAUCUCUGGAAGCUCCUGUGCAGAGCUGGACGCUCCAGGACGUUCAUGAGCUGCAGCUCCAUCCCAAAAACGGAAGCAACUACUGGCGACAGGCUAGCGAACGGACUGGUCCCGGGCCACGCCUACACGGUGACGGGUCUGAAAGAGCUGCAGAGCCAGGAGACGGCGGUGAACCUGGUGCGCCUGUGGAACCCCUGGGGCCACGGAGAGUGGAUCGGAGACUGGAGCGACAAGUCUCCUCUGUGGCAAAGCGUCAGCACAAAGGACCGCGAGAAGUGCCUCACUGUGGAGAACGAUGGAGAGUUUUGGAUGAGCCUGGAGGAUUGCUGCAGAUAUUACACCAACAUUGAAAUCUGCGGCAUGAGACCCGACUUCCUGGACGAAGACCCGGCCUGCCACUGGAAGACGUCCAUGUACGAGAACCGCUGGGUGGCAGGAACCACGGCUGGAGGCUACAUCAACCACACAGAGACUUUCUGGACCAAUCCCCAGUAUCGGAUCAAGGUCUCUGGAAAACCCAACUCCUCUCAGACCAGGAACACCCUGGUGUCUCUCAUGCAGAAGCCAGACAAGAGGAACAGGCGUUCGGCGCAGCUCCUCUUCAUCGGCUUCAUCAUCUUUGAGGUGUCAGAAAAAGAUGAGAAACGCGCCGGAAAGUUCCCGGCAUCGUUCUUCAGCAGCCAUAGACCCAUUGCCCAAACCAGGACGUUGAUGAAGAGCCGUGAAGUGACGGAGUUCCUCACGCUGAAGCCUGGAGAGUACGUCAUCGUGCCAUGCACCGACAAGCCCGACCAGACCGCCUCCUUCCUGCUGACCAUCUUCUCCCGGGAGGAGACCCGCUGCUAUGAAAACUCUGGACACAGUUUUAACAAUCCAGUUGGAAAGGUGAAGAAAGAGAAAAACUGCCAGGAUGUUGAAAAUAAAAUGCUGCUCCUCCGUCAGUACUCAGACAAGUAUGAAGAAGUCGACGCUGAGCUGCUGCAGCAGCUUCUGAAAGGUUUGAACAUGAAUGACAAUAAUUCACAGCUUAUGAAGAUGCUGCUAAGACGAAUAACCUCUGACCUUUUCCCUGCAGGUGACCUGAUAUCAGGAAGCUUCAGCAUCGACGCAUGUCGCAGCAUGGUGGCUCUGAUGGAUGAAUCUGGAGACGGGAAGCUGGACAGUCAGGAGUUUGGUUAUCUGUGGCACAAGGUUACGAAAUAUAAGCAAGUUUUUGCAAAAAUGGAUGUUUCCCAAACGGGAACGCUGUCACUGACGGAGCUGAGGAAUGCUUUGAGAGACUCAGGUAUGAGCAUCAGCGAUGAAUUGCUCAACCUGAUGGCGGUUCGCUACGGCGCCUCCUCGGGUCACAUGACCCUGGAGAACUUCAUCAGCCUCAGCCUUCGCCUGAGCCGCAUGAACAAAAUCUUUACGGAGCUGUCGGAUGGGAGAAACGUCACACUGUCCAGGCCAGAGUGGCUGUUCCUCUCCAUGUACACCUGAAGCAGCAGGUAGACGACAGGAGAGAAGAUCUGCAGGAACACUUUGUUGGAAUUUCAGAGGAAAUGUAGCUGUUUUCUCUUUUUCAUAAAAACCUUGUGUGGUGAUUUGCUUUGACUUGUCCUCCUUUAAAUGGUUACAUUUUGAAGAA